CACUUUCGUACGCGCAGACUAUAGACGACAGUGGGUACCGGUUGUUGACUACAUCUGACAACGGCGUGUGUGAAUGCAGAGUGAAGUCCCCAGAAGUGUCAAGACCAGUAGAUCUUUGUACCCCUCAAGCAAAAUAUGACAAACUUGAGGAACUUAAAACAACAGCCUCCAGCAUAAUAGAAUUUUUCAAGAAACUGAGCACAAAGGGGCUCAAGGACAAGUUUGUGGAACUCACUGCCAGAGUUGAUGCUAUUGAUUCUAAGAUGGAUGGCCUUAAGGUGGCAGUCAGUGUCCAGAACCUGACAGUGCUUCAACUUGAGUUGGAUAUCAUGUCAGAAUUGGUUGACCAGAUCCCAGUUACAGAAAAGAACAAAGUAACAUUGAUAUUGAUGAGGGAGGAGAUAGAAAACAUGUCAUCUAUUGUUGGACACUUCCUUAGUCAGGAUCCGGUUGAUAGUGACACCGACUUGUUGGCAGAGAUUACCCAACUGAGAGCUCAAUUGGCCAAGUUGAAGGAAUACCUAAGGGACUUUGAUGGCUAUAUCUUCCCCGGAGAUUUGACAAAACGUAUGUACGAGUGCUCUAGUAAUCCUGCCUAA
Messenger RNA from Owenia fusiformis, 599 nucleotides. The record is from the annotation of a GenBank genome assembly. NCBI's taxonomy places the organism in Eukaryota, Metazoa, Annelida, Polychaeta, Sabellida, Oweniidae.